Molecule: messenger RNA, 1026 nt
Organism: Trichoplax adhaerens
Lineage: Eukaryota; Metazoa; Placozoa; Uniplacotomia; Trichoplacea; Trichoplacidae
Exons: 5
Coding region: 1-1026 (341 amino acids)
Source: RefSeq, a predicted model, not a curated record
AUGACAACUACAGUGCUAUGCAUCGACAACAGACGUAAUGCCGCUAUUUUCAACUUGCAAUUAAUUGCUAUACUGACUAACGGAGUAUUUAUAAGCAACACGACAAGCUUUCAGCUAGCAGAAACAGUUGCAGCGCUUGCUGUGUUGACAACGCUUGAAAUUGCUGGAAUUGUAUGUGGUAUUCUUUUACUCCUUGUCAUGGCUGUAUGUGCAGUAUACGUUUAUCGUAAGAUCCACUUAAAUCAUCAAAUCAACCAACCACUUUCUACACGUAAACUUUAUGUUGAUGAUAUUCCAUUGGUUGAGGCACAAGAAACGGCUAUUAAUUUCUCACUAUUUUCCCAUCGAGCUCGGAGUAACAAUGUAUCAUUAGAGCCGAUUAAAGAAAGUGGAGAAGAUAUCGGUCCGACUGAAUAUGGUAGUGAUGAUAACGAUAUUGAUGAAAAUAGUGAUUCUUUUGAUACACCUCCAGAAGUUGUGGAAGAAAUUAUUGCUCCAGUCUCUAGUAAUCGAAAUAGUCAACCACCCAGUCGUUCAGCAUCUAUAGGAUCCAAGUUAUCAAAAAAAAGUGUAAAUUUCAAUGAGGAAAUAAGAGGUAACGUUACAGUCACUACUGUAGAAAUGAAUGGUGAACUUUACGAAAUCCAUGAAGGAGAAUUUUCCUUUGAUCCAAAUUGUUCAAAUGGAGAUGAUAACAUCGUUGGAAGGCCAAGAAAUAUCGUCAAUGCAAUCAUCAUCACUUACCCAAGAAGAUAUAUCAUUAUCUUUGCCAAGGCCGACAUCAAAUCUUCCAGAGCCACCUUCUUCUUCAGUGGAAGCGAUAUUACCAUCUCCACUACCAUCACCGACUAUGCGAUCAAUACCACAGCCACCCUCUCCAUCAGCAUCAUUGCAACAUUGCCAUUAUCAGAGUCACCUUCAUCAAAUAAUAAGACUGUAGAAACUACUUCGGAAUCACCUACUGAAUCGACAGAUUCUGCAUUAUCGUCUGCGCCUUUGUUACAACAUCAAUCUGCAUCCGAAUAA